AUGUCGGCUGCAGAUGUCCAUAGCAUUCUUUAUCGCGGGGAGGACCCCUUGAAGAAAAAGUUCGUUCCAAAGAAUGAAGAAAAGACACACGUGCCGCGCCACUGGCCCGGAAAGGCCCCAGAGGGCGCCGUGCUGCACUCUGGCUCGGAGUCAGAAGCGGCUUCGAACUCGGAAGGGGAAGGUGUCGAGGUGAAGCAGCUGCGGAUGCGUCAAGUGCUCGCCGCAGACCGCCGGCUGCACCGUCUUGCCGCUGCUGCUGCAGCACAGGGAGAAAGAAGACGGAGAGAGGCGUUUGUCAUUCAGUCCGAAAAGGAGCGCCAGCGUCUUGAGAAGGGUAUCGUGGAAUCGGAGGGGGAUGAGGGUCUCCCAGAAGACGAAUGGGGGGGAGCGGGGACGGGAGUUGCAGCAGAAGAGACUGGUGUCAAGGAUAGAGCGCAGCUGCGCGCUGCUGCAUUGGAGAGGCGCCGCAGGGAAGAACGCCUCUUGCAGCAGCAGCAGCAGCAAGACGAGGAGACAGAGGAAAGUGAAGAAUCAGACUAUUCAGAGGCCUCUGAUGACCAGCCAGACGAAACGAAUGUCAUUCUUCACAAGCCCACUUUUGUUCCCAAAGCAAAUCGGCUGACGGUGCACGAGCGGGAGGAACAACAGCGCCGGGAGAAGGAAGAGCAGAUGCGUCAACAGCACGAGGAGGAGCAACGCAAGUUAGAGACAAAGCACAUGGUGUAUGCAGCCCUAGCCCGGGAAGACGAAGCAGCAGCAGAUGCCCCUGUCACCGCCGUGGAGCAGCAGCCACAACAGCAUCAGCAAGAAGCGGAGCCGGGAGACGAGAUGCCAGACGAUACGGAUGGCCUCGAUGCAGCACAGGAGUACGAAGACUGGAAGCUGCGGGAACUUGAGCGGAUCCGGAGAGACAAGGACGAGCUGCUUGAAAGAGAAAAAUUCCUGGAGGCCGUCGAGCGCCGCCGCUUAAUGACAGCAGAGGAGCGGCGUGAAGACGACAAGGAGCUCGACAAGAUGCAGCCAAAAAGGGAAAUUCGGCACAAGUACCACUUCAUGCAGAAGUACUACCACAGAGGUGCUUUUUUCCAAGAUCUGGCGCGCAGUGGAGAGGAGCCCCUUUAUCUACGCGAUUUCAAUGCGCCUGUUGGAGAAGACGCGGUGGACAAGAAGGCGCUGCCAAAAAUACUGCAACUGCGUCGUGGGGAAUUGGCACGGGGCGGCAGAACGAAGCACACGCACUUGGUGGAUGUGGAUACCUCCGAUUUGUCACAUCCGUGGGUACAGGCUACCAGAGAUCUGCAUGGCCAAAAGCUUCUCAAGAAAGCUGGAGGCCUCAAAGGUUCCCACGACUUCGAGCGGCCGUCAUUGCGGAAGCCCAAACAAGAUGGUUAA
Messenger RNA from Cyclospora cayetanensis, 1392 nucleotides. RefSeq names its product microfibrillar-associated protein 1-like. Bases 1 to 1392 code for a protein of 463 amino acids. The record is from RefSeq and is a predicted model, not a curated record. The transcript is spliced from 9 exons. Gene Ontology annotation, cellular component: U2-type spliceosomal complex. Gene Ontology annotation, molecular function: RNA binding. Lineage: Eukaryota; Apicomplexa; Conoidasida; Eucoccidiorida; Eimeriidae. Gene Ontology annotation, biological process: mRNA splicing, via spliceosome.